Molecule: messenger RNA, 549 nt
Organism: Syzygium oleosum
Lineage: Eukaryota; Viridiplantae; Streptophyta; Magnoliopsida; Myrtales; Myrtaceae
Exons: 2
Coding region: 1-549 (182 amino acids)
Source: RefSeq, a predicted model, not a curated record
AUGGCAAGCUUUUGCACCAAAAGGCUUUUAGAGCUGACGCAUGUAGACCCAUCAAGGAAGAUACUACAGAAGAUUGUCCAAGCAGCGGUACCAAAAGCCACAAAGAAACACAGAAAAAUCGGGAAGAUUCUCAGAGUCAAGAGUCGAGAAGAAAUUCUCUUAAGGUAUGAGAAACACAGAGAGAUGGUCAAAGUUGUAUCUUCAUUGCAACAUCAUAAGAACCCGAGAAACUUAGUAGAUGGCAACGAACUGCUGCAGUUCUAUGGCACGACUAUGGCCUGUACUAAGAGAAAGCAAAACUCGGUCAACAAGCUCUGCUACGAGCUCAACUGCCAAGUCUGCAGGAUUAUAGGUUCGUAUUUUGACACAGAAUACACCAGAAAACACGGGAUUCAGCUGAGCAGAAGCAGCCAGGUAUUGACCGAGAUCAUGAGCAGUGUUUCCAGCGUCAAGAAAGCAAAGAGAGCUGUGAUAGUUUGCCGUACAAUAGCUGGAAGCGUAGACAGAAAUUUUGAUGUUAAAGAAAGAGAAAAUGAUGCAAUUGCGUGA